CAGAGCAGCGAGAGCAGGGCCAUCAGCACCACGUCGGCCAUCAAGCCGGGCCCCUCCGGGCCCCCCCAGCAAGCCCCUCCCGGAGCUGCCCUGAAAUUCUACUGCUACGUCUGCAGAAGCAACUGCUACAACCAACAGAAUUUCCAGGCUCACCUGUCAGGGGUUCAACACCAGCAGCGGCUUCAGGAAAUCCAGGAGAGAAGCAACGUUUGCCUCGUCUCCAAGCUGCCUUUGGGAAAGGAGACGGCGGUGCCAGCCGAGACAGACGGGGAAAGCCAGCAGCGCUGGUGUAAUACCUGCCAGGUGAACUUCAGAGGUGACCUCAUCAAACACCGGAGGACUCAGGAACACAAGCUAGCCAAACGUUUCCUGCGUCCCUUUUGCACCGUCUGUAGCCGUUACUUCAAAACUCCCCGCAAGUUUGUGGAGCACAUGAAAUCCUUGGAGCACAAGCAGAAGGCUAAAGAGGUGAGGCUGGGCGAGAAAGACCUGGGCAGGCCCGAAGACUCUGAAGAGCUGAUUACGGUGGACGCCGUGGGAUGCUUUGAAGAGCAGGAUGAUGACGACGAAGAGGAAGAUGAGGAAGCAGGGGAAGGGGCCCAGCUGGAUCUGGCGGAGGCCGUAAAUCAACAGGUUGGGCAGAGAGAAACAUCUGUGGAAGACCCAGGAGGAAACGCCGAGUAUUGUCCGGACACGGUCUAUGGCCUGGAUUUCCUGGUGCCCGUGGCAGGGUUCCUGUGCCAGCUGUGCCACAAAUUCUACUCGAGCGACUCGGCCACGCGGCUCACCCACUGCAAGUCCCGGAUGCAUUUUGAGAACCUGCAGCGGUACAGGGCCUCCCAGCUCCAGGCCACGGCGGAACAUACCGAGACCCCCUCGCAGCCGACUGACUCCCAACCUCCCUCCGCGACCCAAACGCACGAUCCAGAAGAAGCCAUUACCGGGCACCAGAGAAUUCCACCCGCUUGCGAGUCCCCCGAGGUCAUCCAGACGUGCUCAGGAUACUUUGAAACGGAGGAUAUCUGCGGAGUCCUGGUCAUUGACGAGAGAAGCCAGCCGUCCUCGCCGCGGAGCGACAGCUCCGUGGGGCAAGACGCCGAGGGGUCAGGCGAGGGGGGCGGACCGUACCCCCCGCGAGAAGAGCCCGGCCUGGAAAUUCAGCAAAAACUGGCUGUAGAUUCUGCAUCGACGGAGCCGGGGGAAGCCGAACCGAGCAAAGGACCAGCCAGCCAGGAUGGGGUGCCUUCCACGUCGACCGAAGGGGAGACAGUCGUUACCCCCCGGCGGUCCAGCCGGCGCAGGGCGAGAUGAGAGCGGAGGCAAAACUAUUUUUCCCACCCCCCGCUGUAGUUUUCCCCCCGAGAGUUUCUUCCCUCCCUUCGCCUUCCACUUUUAGCAAAAGAGAGAAACGUUCUAGUUUUCCUAGUUGGUUGUUUUCAAAAAUAAAAUUAAAAAAGAA
Pantherophis guttatus is the source of this 1459-nucleotide messenger RNA. Lineage: Eukaryota; Metazoa; Chordata; Lepidosauria; Squamata; Colubridae. The record is from RefSeq and is a predicted model, not a curated record.